CUGUGGCGCCGCUAGUGCUCGUGAGUAGCUUUUACCUGAAAGGAGUUUAGCUCCGCGUGAGGACCUUGCAGCUACUUAGCUCGUGAAGCUGAGGCACUGACUGUGUUUUCAGGGGAGCUGCCUGGAGCAGCAGAGUGACCCGGCUGUGCGAAGCAAAGGCAUCCCGUACAGGUCCUGGCCUCAUUUCCUAAUCCCUCAGGUCUUGCUUUUAUCACUAGGAUAUAUAGAUUUACAAUGAAACAUACAAGUGCUCCUGGCUAUAAUGAUGGAACCUGGCUUUUGCCUGAAUAUCGUUCAGAAGAAAGUUUGAUUUGGGAAGUGGAAGGAGAAGAUGACCCAAUGUUGCAGCACGUCUGGCUCGAUGAAGAUGUAGAGACCUUUAAUUUACAAAGGGUAAGCCGAAACGAAAGACUCUGCAGAGACUGCCAGUGCAACAUAUCCAAACUGAACUGCAGGCUCCAAUUAACAGACUUCUGGGGCAUUGUGGGCUGUAUCUUCACUAACCCUUACUGUGCAGCUCUCAUACUAACCCUCGGUUGUGUCGUACCAACCAUUUUAGCCUUCGUCAUGUUUGCUCAUUCACCUCCAGUGGACAUCGAUAUAUCAUACAAUGCCUUUGAAAUCCGAAAUCAUGAGUCUUCUCGACGUUUCGAUGCGCUUACUUUAGCUCUGAAAUCCCAGUUUGGAUCAUGGGGAAGAAGUCGAAGAGAUUUCGCUGAUUUAGCAUCUGAAACAUUGCAGAAACUUAUUUUUGAGCAGUUGCAGCAACUUCGAAACAAUACCUCCCACUCAAGUGAUCUUUCCAAAAGCAAUUAUGCAGAGUCUUUGCUGCAGGGAAGCAGGGAAUAUGAUAAACAACAUACCGUAAUAAGUACUUUGGCUAAUAUUACAACAGAUGAAGUCCACUGCAGGCAACAUAUUACCAAACGUCAAGUAGCUCCGCAUAGACAGCAUAGGAGUACAUAUGUAAAUACGGACACACAAACUCAUGCCCAUUGGAAGAUGGAACUUAUAUUUCUGGCAAGAGGUGAUGACGAAAAUAAUAUUUUUACCAAAGAACGCUUGGUAACUAUUCAUGGCAUUGAACAGAAAAUAAUGAACCACCCUAGAUUUCGGGAGUUCUGUUGGAAACCACACGAGGCUGUGAAGGACCUACCCCUUGGAGCAUAUGCUUAUUGUUCUCCCCCCAGUUCUUUGAUGACUUAUUUCUUUCCAACGGAAAAGAGUGGAAAGAUUUACUAUGAUGGAAUGGGAAAUGAUCUUGCAGAUAUUCAAGGUGCAUUACAGUUGGCUAUUACACACCCCGAGUUCUACUGGUAUGUGGAUGAAGGGCUGACGGCAGAUAACAUGAAAAGUUCACUUCUUCGCAGUGAGAUUUUGUUCGGAGCACCACUUCCUAGCUAUUACUCAGUAGAGGACAGAUGGAAUGAACAACAUAAGAAGUUUAAAGAUUUUGUUGUCACUUAUGCAGGUGUUCUGGCUAAAGAAUCAACCAGCAAGGUGAAAGUCCUUUAUGGUGGAACAGACCUGUUCGAUUAUGAAGUGCGACAAACAUUUAAUAACGAUAUGUUACUGGCAUUAAUCAGCAGUGGCUGUAUAGCUUUGCUAGUCUAUAUCCUUACCUCAUUUUCAGUCUUUUUAUCCUUCUUUGGGAUUACUAGCAUCGGCCUCAGCUGUCUGGUUGCCCUUUUCUUAUACCACAUAGUGUUUGGAGUACAAUACCUUGGGAUUCUGAAUGGGGUUGCUGCCUUCGUCAUUGUCGGUAUCGGCGUUGAUGAUGUGUUUGUGUUCAUUAAUACGUUUCAACAAGCAGAACAUUUAAAAGAUGUCCGGGAACGAAUGAUCCACACAAUCCAGACAGCUGGGAAAGCAACAUUUUUCACAUCCUUCACCACAGCAGCUGCGUAUGCAGCAAAUGUGUUUUCACAGAUCCCAGCUGUCCAUGACUUUGGCCUCUUCAUGUCACUCAUCGUGUCAUGCUGUUGGGUGGCGGUGGUCUUCAUUAUGCCGGCUGCACUUUGCAUUUGGAGUUUUUACAUCUGCCCUGUGGAAAAUUCUUGCCAGGCAAGAUGUCAUCACAGAUGCUCAAAGAAAAGCACGAUUAUGCAAAUCUCUGGGUCUGAACCACGUUCCCAAGUAAACACUGUGCAUGAUUCAUUACCGAACUGUGGACCUGUGCAAUACCUAGAUGAUGACCUUCCUCUGCUGACUGAAGAGGAAGAGUCCGGUGAUGUCCCCUUGGUGUCCGUCCUGCCAGAUGGAGUGUUAGAAAGAGAAGAGAGAACCAGUCGCGGUCACUUGGUCACUCAGCUGCAAGAUGUUUUGUACUUGUGGGUUGCAGUCCCUGCUGUCAAAGCCAGAUGGGGAAUUCUGGCUUUGUAUAUAUUUGUUUUGAUUCUUUCUGUGAUGUUCGCUGUGCAUCUGCCUCCAGCCAGCAGAGCCCCGUUACUGUUCCAACCAGACACGAACAUCCAAGUUCUGCUUGACCUGAAAUACAACCUCAGUGCAGAAGGAAUCUCAUGUGUGAUGUGCUCUGGUCUGUUUCAAGAUAAGCCACGCAGCCUUCAGAAUAACAUCAGAACAUCAUCUGAGAAAAAGAAAAGGGGCCAGACAGUGUUAUCCUGGACUAAAAAGGCCAGUUCUGUGCAAGAAGGGAAUGCAGAUAUCCUGGCAACAGUUUAUGUCAGCAAGUACGAUACUGGUCGGAGACCUGCAAUCUACAGAUUCUCUUUAAAUGCUAGUAUCCCCUCACCAUGGCAACAGCUGUCAUUUGGAAAUGGAGAAGUCCCAUCAUUUCAAGUGUACACAGCUCCCAGUGGCAACUUCACAAAGAAGCUGACAGUCUGUAUGUCACUGGUGGGGUUGCCUGGUUACACCUACUUACAGAAAUGGAUGAUUACAUCAUCAGUCUGUGACAGGAGGAAGAACUGGAAGUUUGACUUCAGCUUUUAUGCAGCAGCAGCAGAGCUUCACCAGACGAGGAAACUUUAUUUUGCACAAAUGCGAAAGGCUCCGUUUCAUAGCAGAAUCUGUCUGGCACCACCUGGCUGUAUUCUUAGUGCAGGACCCGAUGGGCCGAACCAAGGAUUUUUCUACACUCCUUCUGCUAAAGCUAUUCACAAAGAAAAGAAAUCUGUGACAUCUGGUUUCAAUCCUUGCCUUAACGGUGGAUGUGGAAAACCAGCUGUUCGACCUCUGGUGGACACAGGAGCCAUGGUGUUUGUUGUGUUUGGAAUUUUGGGUGUAAAUCGAACAAAGAGUUUUGAUAAUCAUGUCAUUGCUGAUAUGGGCAGUGUUAUUUAUGAUGAAACCUUUGACCUCUUCAAGGAAAUUGAUCAUCUUUGUAAAAUCUGCAAAGCAAUUGCCAACAAUGCUGAGCUGGUGAAGCCCGGAGGUGCCCAGUGUCUACCUUCAGGUUAUAGCAUUUCAUCUUUCCUACAGAUGUUACAUCCCGAAUGUAAGAACAUUCCAGAACCUAAUCUGCUUCCAGGACAGUUGUCUCAUGGAGCUGUUGGAGUGAAAGAUGGCAAGGUUCAAUGGAUCUCCAUGGCUUUUGAAUCUACAACUUAUAAAGGGAAGUCCUCAUUUCAGACAUAUUCAGAUUAUUUGAAAUGGGAAUCAUUUCUUCAAGAUCAAAUCAACCAGCUUCCUCAAACAUCUUCCUUACGUCGUGGAUUCCAGACAUGUGAACACUGGAAGCAAAUUUUCAUGGAAAUUGUUGGUGUCCAGAGUGCUUUAUACGGUCUCAUUCUGUCCAUGGCGAUCUGUGUUGCUGCUGUAGGGAUAUUCACGACUCAUUUCCUGCUGUUGCUACCUGUCCUGCUUACGAUAUUAGGUAAGACGAAUUAG
Molecule: messenger RNA, 3849 nt
Organism: Protopterus annectens (West African lungfish)
Lineage: Eukaryota; Metazoa; Chordata; Ceratodontiformes; Protopteridae
Gene: DISP3
Product: dispatched RND transporter family member 3
Exons: 20
Coding region: 235-3849 (1204 amino acids)
Cellular component (GO): membrane
Source: RefSeq, a predicted model, not a curated record